Messenger RNA from Fundulus heteroclitus (mummichog), 1514 nucleotides. It is a transcript of the gene cyribb, whose product is annotated as family with sequence similarity 49 member Bb. Bases 245 to 1222 code for a protein of 325 amino acids. NCBI's taxonomy places the organism in Eukaryota, Metazoa, Chordata, Actinopteri, Cyprinodontiformes, Fundulidae. Gene Ontology annotation, molecular function: small GTPase binding. The record is from RefSeq and is a predicted model, not a curated record. The transcript is spliced from 12 exons. Gene Ontology annotation, biological process: regulation of actin filament polymerization; positive regulation of T cell activation.
GCCCUCCCUACCCGCGGUGACGCCGAAGAAGAAACCCGGAAACAGCAGCAGGCAGCAAAUCGCUCUCCUUCUCCUUUGAGCCGCUGCUCCCAGCGUGGUAUCCAGACGUCGACUCCGGUGUUUCUCGGCGAGCAUCCAGAAGCUGACAUCUGCUGGAAGGACUGUUUACCCCGGGGCCACCUCCCAGGCCGGGCUUCCCUGCUCCUGACUGCCAGUCGCACAGCUCCACUGCUGGUAUCAUAACAUGGGGAACCUACUCAAAGUUCUGACAUGCACAGACCUGGAACAGGAGCCCAAUUUCUUCCUCGACUUUGAAAAUGCACAGCCCACAGAGGCAGAGCGAGAGGUGUGGGAACAGGUGGACGUGGUGCUGCAGGACGCCAAGGGGAUCCUGGAUGAACUGCAGGCCUAUAAAGGGGCAGGGCAGGAGAUCAGAGAGGCGAUCCAGAAUCCCAACGACGAGAGUUUGCAGGAUCAGGCGUGGGCGGCUGUGGUUCCUUUGGUUGGAAAACUGAAGAAGUUCUACGAGUUUUCCCAGAGGUUAGAAGCGGCGUUGCACAGCCUGCUGGGAGCUCUGACCAACGAGACGUACAACGACCCGACUCAGCACCUGGAGCGGGAGCAGGCGCUCGCCAAGCAGUUCGCCGAGAUCCUGCACUUCACCCUGCGCUUCGACGAGCUGAAGAUGACAAAUCCUGCCAUUCAGAACGACUUCAGCUACUACAGGAGAACCCUGAGUCGAAUGCGGAUCAAUAACGUUCCGGCAGAGGGCGAGAACGAAGUCAACAACGAGCUGGCCAAUCGGAUAUCUCUCUUCUACGCGGACGCCACUCCCAUGCUGAAGACGUUGAGCGACGGCACGACGAAGUUCGUAUCGGAGAACAAGAACCUGCCCAUCGAGAACACGACGGACUGCUUAAGCACGAUGGCCAGUGUGUGUAAAGUCAUGCUGGAAACGCCGGAGUAUCGCAGCCGCUUCAACAGCGAGGAGACGGUGUCCUUCUGUCUCAGGGUGAUGGUCGGCGUCAUCAUCUUGUACGACUACGUCCAUCCUGUGGGAGCGUUUGCAAAGUCGUCUAAAAUUGAUAUGAAAGGCUGCAUCAAAGUCCUCAAAGAUCAGCCUCCAAACAGCGUAGAUGGCCUUCUUAAUGCUCUCAGGUACACAACCAAGCAUCUGAAUGACGAAUCGACCAACAAGACUAUCAAGAGCAUGCUGCAGUAGGGCUGAGCUAAACCACUGCUGAGGAGAAGCACCACUCGCUGUCCUGACGGAUUUAGCUGCACAGAAUGUUUUUGAUUUGUUUUUGUUUUUUGUUUUUUUCUUGGAAAAUGAGCUCAGCUCCGCCCAUUUUUAAUGAUGCAAAGUGCUACUGCCAUUACGACGUCUUUCUGUGCCAAACAGACGACGGCGAGAUGCGAUGCUUUCGACACAAGGCCAUGCAAAGAUGGCAGCUCAUGAAAGCAUUGCGGACCCUCUGGUGUUUUUAAACAUUUCUUGUUUUUUUUGUUUGUUU